UCUAUAUAAGGUUUUAUUUUGACCCCCAUAGAACGGGUAGAGACUGUCCCCCUUCCCUCACUCACUGUACUUGUACCGUACGGGGGAAAUAAUAAUAUGAUAAUGAUAAUUUUGAAGUUUGGUUUUGUUUUGCCGUUGCAACGGAACUUGCAGGCAUCGUGAAAAUCGUCACCAACCCUCUUCCACUUGCACUCCGUCCCUUAAAUUUAGACUAUCUCUCCUCCGUCCAUCUUUUCACCCCACUCCAAUCAAUCGCCCCUCCAACAGUCCACACCUGAAGACACUUACCUUAUCACAAUGUUCAGAUCAGCCGCCGUUCGUGCCUGUAGGGCAUUGUCCACUGUCGCCGUCACCACUCGUGUUUCCGCUCCCGUACUGCUCGCUCGGCCAAUUCUGGGGCCGCAGUUUGUUCGUCCGUCUGCAGUUGCCGGGGUCGUCGUCGGUGUGCGACACUACUCUGCCCCCGCCACUUUGUCGAAGACCGAGGUUGAGUCCAGAAUUGUAGACCUGUUGAAGGAUUUUGAUAAGGUUUUCUUUGUUUCUACCUUUGAGUGUGCAAUUCAUUACUGAUUGCCGGCUAUCAUAGGUCACCGAUAGGACCAAGGUAUAUCUUGCUUUGUGGAAUGGGAGAGACUAGACCUUCAAUUGACAUGCGAAAUAGGUCACUGGCACUUCGCACUUUGCCAAAGAUUUGGGAUUAGACAGUCUCGAUACCGUCGAGGUCGUGAUGGCUAUCGAGGAGGUUUGUCCUAACGUCUCUACCCUUGGAUAGUAGCUGAUAAUAUCGCAGGAAUUCAGUAUUGAGAUUCCCGAUAAGGAUGCGGAUGCAAUCCUGAGCGGUAGGUAGAUCCGUGGUUUAAGAACAAGAACUUAAAGGUACUGACUUGGAUGAACAGUUGAACAAGCUGUGAACUACAUCCUUGCUCAGCCCGACGGUUCGUGGACCCAUUCUCGUCUACCGGUACCCUGAGUCAUCGCUAACAGUAAUGCUUAUAGCUCACUAAGUUACAUUCAUUGGUCUGUUUUGGCGGUAAAAAAGAAAAAAAGCUAGUCUCGUCGGCUCUUUUAUAUUCCAUCUUCUCUGUAUAUGUCUCGUCGCGUGGGAUAGUGGGUGUUGUUGGAUGAUUAGAGGAACUAGGAUUUCCAGCAUUCAAUUAAGAAAAACUCCCCUUGUUCAGGUGCGAUCUACUGGCCAUCAGCCAUUGCGAACCCGGAUGGGUGUUGCCACCGCGGAAUCUCUCGACCUCUCCCCCGCCAUUGCCCCUCUGGAUUACGGGUUGAGUUCGAUCUAGUGCCCCUCCAAUGAGAUGAAUUGUCUUGGGACGCCGGUUACUGUAUCACACGAUCGUGCAGUGGCUCUGAUCAUGAGCAGUGAUGGUAGCUGCAACUGGCUCGACUCCAACCCUGAUUUAUGAAUCCAGUGGUUCUCAACCUGGUGGGGGAAAACUUGUGUUGAUCUGUGAAUGUCGGAUUGGAAUAAUUAAUCCAUAGAAGUCAUGUUAUGUUUAUUGAAAGGCUGACUAAAGUCUGCCUGAUUCACAGCCACAC
Molecule: messenger RNA, 1548 nt
Organism: Tuber aestivum (summer truffle)
Lineage: Eukaryota; Fungi; Ascomycota; Pezizomycetes; Pezizales; Tuberaceae
Source: the annotation of a GenBank genome assembly